Messenger RNA from Brassica napus (rape), 647 nucleotides. RefSeq names its product protein BUNDLE SHEATH DEFECTIVE 2, chloroplastic-like. Bases 94 to 501 code for a protein of 135 amino acids. The transcript is spliced from 4 exons. Gene Ontology annotation, cellular component: chloroplast stroma; protein folding chaperone complex. The record is from RefSeq and is a predicted model, not a curated record. Gene Ontology annotation, molecular function: protein folding chaperone. Lineage: Eukaryota; Viridiplantae; Streptophyta; Magnoliopsida; Brassicales; Brassicaceae.
GAUUGGUUCAAAUGGUUAGCUAACUGAUAUAACAGAGGAGAGAGCGUCUUAUCUGUUAUCGACUGGGUAAGAAGAAGAAAGACAGAAACAGAGAUGGCGAAUUCACUCGGCUUCUUCUCUUCUCCUCCUCUUACGUUUUGCCUCCUUCAAUCUCCCAGCAACAGUGUUAAACCUACUCACUUCUUCCCCAUUGGUGAUAAGAAGUUGGCUCAGAAGAAAGAAGUAUUUCAGACUUCCAAAUCCAAAAGUUUUGAGAUUCAGGCCACAAACGGUACUCAGACUACUAAAUCGAGCAGCAUAGUUUGUCAAAACUGUGAAGGGAAUGGUGCUGUGGCAUGUUCUCAAUGCAAAGGAGGUGGUGUGAACUUGACUGAUCAUUUUAACGGGCAGUUUAAAGCUGGUGGCCUCUGUUGGCUCUGCAGAGGUAAAAGGGAGGUUUUGUGUGGAGAAUGCAAUGGAGCUGGUUUCAUUGGUGGUUUCUUGAGCACCUUCGAUGAGUAAUGGAGAAAAGCUUCUUCAAAAAUGUGAUUAGAAGUAGUCUUUCUCUAUCUGUCAAUGCUCUUCUAAAACCAAAAUGUAUUACUUUUGUUAUUGAACACCCUCUUUUAUUGUAUUCUUGUUUCAUAAAUGCCACUCUCUCACAUAAA